Molecule: messenger RNA, 1258 nt
Organism: Rhinichthys klamathensis goyatoka
Lineage: Eukaryota; Metazoa; Chordata; Actinopteri; Cypriniformes; Leuciscidae
Exons: 6
Coding region: 70-699 (209 amino acids)
Molecular function (GO): GTPase activity; GTP binding
Source: RefSeq, a predicted model, not a curated record
UACAUAUAUUGGCUGCAGUCAUUUAUUGCCUGAGUGUUAUACUAUUCAGAUAUAAUAUUAUCAGUGAUCAUGUCUGUACGGAAGAUGCUGAGGGCGAAGCUCGUUGUGCUGGGAAGAGAUAACUGUGGGAAGACAGCUCUGUGUGUCAGAUUCAUCACCAGGCGUUUUAUUGGAGAGUAUGAACAUAAAAGGGAGGUCACCUACAGGUGUCAGAAAAUCGUGGAGAAGGAGGCGAUUGAACUGGAGAUUUUAGACACUGUUAAUAAGGAGUGUGUAGGACCUGCUGUGUCCUCUCUGGAGAGUUCCAUUAAAUGGGGCGAUGGGUUCCUCAUCAUGUACUCCGUGACGGAUCGCAGCAGUUUUGAGGCUGUGUCGCGCCUGAAGAGACUGAUUGACCAUGUUAAACAAACGCUCGGUAUUCCAACAGUCAUUGUUGCCAAUAAAUGUGACAUGGAGAACGGCCGAGUGGUGAGGACGGAUGAGGGACAGGUUUUAGCCUCGGACCUCGGGUGCAGUUUCUUUGAGCUGUCUGUAGCAGAGGACACUUCAGCAGUGGAGGCUGUGUUCGGGCAGCUGGUGUGUGAAGUGCGGCAGGAGUUUCAGCGACACUUGCUGGCUAUGGACAAGCGCUCACGGAUGCUGCAGAUGAGGCAUGCGCUCAAAAACAAACUCACACGGAGUAAAACCAUGCAAUGGUGACAAGGACUAAAUGCAGUUCAGACCUGACAACUAUAGUGCUGUGUCCUGGCAUGACUACCUUUCAGAGAAGAACAAGUGCCUUUUGGGUGUCCAAAUACCAUCAUGGACAGUGUUAUCUGUAUGUUUAUGUCAGACAGCAAUAAGCAGCAGUGUGUUUUUUAAAGGUGCAGUGUGUAAUGAAUGUGCCACUGGCAACACCAAACAAUGACUGUUAAAACGGACUAACAGGUAGUCCCAACUCAAACUUUUGCCACUGAUUGAGCUAGAAGCUGAUGUGUCGGACCAAAAAACAAAAUGUUGAUACCCACUCUCUGUGCAUUAAACUGGUUUAAGAGAAAGUAGAUCCUUUAAUGUCUAUAAAGGAUCCAUUUGACCACUUGAGCUCAGUGUACUGCUUUUGCAUCACUAUUACUGUAAGUAGCGGCCUUUCAGUGCAACAUUCAUUCUGUAUUUAAAUUUCAUUUUAUGUGUGAGAAGUCAUAAAUGCAUAUUUAUAGGCACUGGAUUCAUUCUUGUCUAGUAUUAUUAAGUCGUGUCUAAAAUGACAUGAUCUAUGUCU